Plectropomus leopardus (leopard coralgrouper) is the source of this 2990-nucleotide messenger RNA. RefSeq names its product leucine rich repeat containing 49 (gene lrrc49). The record is from RefSeq and is a predicted model, not a curated record. Gene Ontology annotation, molecular function: protein binding. Lineage: Eukaryota; Metazoa; Chordata; Actinopteri; Perciformes; Serranidae.
AUGGAGCCGGAGCGAACUGAGGGCAAAACGAUGCGAGCUCAAAAACACAACAGUGUCAACGAUAGAUGGGUGUUUCUCACCCCCAUGGUCAACAGCUGCAAGUUGCACCUUACAACUGUCAAAUCAUCAGUACUUGAGAGAGCCCAGAGGAUGACUGAGUCUCAAGAUCUUGUAAAAGAAAAAAACAUGAAUACGAUCCAAGCAAUGAAUCAUUCGAACCCAGAGAACAGGUUGCACACUUGCAGAAGACUUGUCCAGACACCUCCAGUGCCAUCAUUUGCCAGUGACUAUACAAAUUCCCUUGUGCAUAACCUAGUACCUCAAGUGUGUGGUGCUCAAAGUGGUUUUGAUGCAGUUUCUCAUGCUACACAAGACACAAGAGAAGAAUCUAGGAGACCAACCCACAAUGAAGGGGCCACUUACUACCGCAAUGCCUUAAACCUUGCUAAGCCAGCAGGUGGCUAUGGAGGAUAUAAAAACCAUCCAGCCGCUGCUUUUCCCAUCACUCGAUUGCCCUGUGACGAUUUUACAUCCAACUUUCAGCGAAUUGACUUGGAAAGGCGCUGUCUUGAGGAAUGCCCUCAGCUGGGCAUUAUGGAUGAACUACAGCUUUUGAACCUCCAGCACAAUUUAAUCACAAUGAUCCAGCAUCUGUCACAUCUGCAGCAGCUUGUUUUCCUCAACCUGUAUGACAAUCACAUCUGUGAUAUGACUGGCAUUGAAUCUCUUCACUCUCUCAGGAUCCUUAUGUUGGGGAAGAACAGAAUCCGUAAAAUAUGCUGCCUGGAGGGCCUGUCCAAACUGAACAUCCUGGAUUUACAUGACAAUCAGAUCUGCAGGAUGGAAAACAUGUCUCACCUGAGCGAGCUGCGAGUGUUGAACCUGGCAGGAAACAGCAUAUGCAGAGUGGAAAACCUGCAGGGCCUGGACUGCUUGACUGAACUCAACCUACGACACAACUGCAUCUCUGUUGUGACCGAGGUGGACCGCCUUCCCUGCUUGCAGCGCCUCUUUCUCAGCUGCAACCACAUCACCAGUUUUGAUCGGCUAGCCUGCCUUGGAGAGUCACGCUCCCUUUCUGAGCUCACCCUGGAUGGGAAUCCUGUAGCCCUGGAGACAUGGUACAAGCAGGCCGUCCUGCGCUGUGUGCUUCAUCUGAGACAGCUGGACAUGAAGCGCAUCACAGACGAGGAUCGGCGCAUGGCUGGUGUACAGGCUCGGAAAGAGGAGGAGAAGAAGAAGGAGAGUCACAAGCAGACCAUUCAUAAGGAGAAGCGGCGUCUGGCGAUCCGUAAUGCAGCUCAGCAGUGGGAGGGUGUCAGGGCCUGCCUGGAGCUGCCACCAACAAAUGGUGCUAAAGAAGAAGUUAGUCCAGAGAACAGCCCUGCCCACAGCCAGACCAAUGGCCUCGCACAGGAACCCUCUCCAGAUGAACCCAGGCGGGUAAGCCCAGGUUCAGGACCUGAGCGACCAUCAGGGGGAACAGAGAGCAGACUUCGCACCAACAGUCGUCCAAACAGCCCACGAGAUCCAAAGCUUGUGGAGGCAGGGAGCGGCAGUGUUCAGAGCUUGUCCCUCUCUGACAGUCACCUGGCAGAGCUGGAUGGAGACACCCUGCGUUUAUUCGGACCCGGGGCCUUGGAGGCCCUGGAGAGGGGCUGGGGAGUUCAGACCGCUGGUGCUGUCACUGUAAUAACCUUCCGCUACAUCAACUUUGACGCCAUUGUACCAACACUGCCGCGAAUAAGGGUCAAGUUUCCAAAUCUGUCGCACCUGAUCUUCUUAGAAACCAACAUCAGCCGUCUGCCUCAGCUGGCGGCCCUGACUCAGGUGAGGCGUCUGGACCAGCUGACCAUCCACCCAGCGGGCAACCCGGUGGUCAGUCUGGCUCUGUGGCGCUCCUUUGUCAUCUACCGCCUCAAUCACUUUAAUCUGCAGAGGAUCAAUGGCCAAGAGGUGACCAUGAAUGAUGUGAUCGCUGCGGAGCGUGUGUUUGGGACACUGGGUCAUAUAGCAGCUACCGAAACUCCACGUUGCCGGCUCCUCCUGCUGUUAGAGGAAUCCAGGAAACGCCAGCUGCAAUUCCUGUUGGAGGGGCGCGGCCGGCGGGCAGGACUGAGUCCGGAGGAGCUGCGAGAUAAUGGGAAGCUCCUGGGAGAGGGCCUGAGCAGAGCGCUGUUCAACUACCCAAGUAGAGACUGCAGUGCAGAGAGCCCUGAGGAGGGCACUGUGGAGUCAUCGGAGCGUGCUGCCAUGAUAGAGCAGUACCUCCAGGAGUUGGUCCAAAGGGCAUCAGACACCAAUCUGAAGGGUGAGGCCCUGCACAAACUCUGGCCCUCCAUGUUUGCAGAGAUGGUGAGAGACUGUGUGUUGGAGAUGAGGGACCGAGCGGCCUUCCGCCAAGCCAGCCUUGCGAAGCUCUCUGAGACCAAGUGAAGAGGACCAAAGGUUCACUCUUACACUGUACACUAACAAUGCACACAUAUGGACCUAGCUUUCCCGGGCGCCUGCGGGGCUUCAUCUCAAACUCCAUUUAUAGCACAUCAUCACUUAGUGACUUACCACUGACAGUUAAUAAAAUCUUUGGAAACUGAAGGGUAUAUUUCCCUAGAGGCUCUUUAAGAUGGAUGUAGACUGUUUUAAAGAUGUCUGAGGAAAUAAUCACCAUAAAGGCGUCUUGAUUGAAUGUAGAUUUUCACUGAAAACACAUCGUUUGAUUCUUCAAUGCUUGGAGCUGUAACAUACUUGAAGGAAGUGAAAGGGACGUAUUGACUCAUAGUGCAUUGUGGUCCCUACGGAGCAUCCUCUGCACUUUAAAAGCUUUCUGAAUGAACCCUCCCCACCAUUAGUCAUCAGCUGAAAAUGACCCGUGUCUCUUUUGUCGAGACUAGAAUGAUUUUUCUGUGUCUUAAAUAAUGUUUCAUGCAUCGCUCUCACUUUUUCCUGCCUGACAUAAAAGGAAGGGCACAGACGAGGACAAGGACUUUUCU